Carassius auratus (goldfish) is the source of this 2069-nucleotide messenger RNA. RefSeq lists its product as uncharacterized. The record is from RefSeq and is a predicted model, not a curated record. NCBI's taxonomy places the organism in Eukaryota, Metazoa, Chordata, Actinopteri, Cypriniformes, Cyprinidae. The transcript is spliced from 2 exons. Bases 156 to 2069 code for a protein of 637 amino acids.
UUUGAGGAUUUACGACGUUGAUGACCGUUGAAAUGCACGUCAUCACGUCUUGCGUACAACAUAGAGGCUAGUGGCAGUGCGCGCGCGGGCAAGUCGUCAAGUCGAAGCAGCUCGACAAGGUUGGCGCUUUUAUCAGCUACUUGUGACGCUAAAUAAUGGCAUACCACAGAAACUGGAGGAAACGUCAUGCUGAAGUGCUGUCUCUUGCAGAUGAUGAUUCAAAUAGCAGUGAUACAGAUGGGUUACUGAGGGCUCGGUUCAGUGAGGAUGAAACUGAUUCUUUGCCACCUUCAGCCGAUGGCAACAUUUCAGAUUAUGACUCUGAUGCGUUAGUGCUGUCUUCUGACACUGACUCUGAGGUUGCUGACUAUUUGUGUGAUGAUUCUGCAGAGGAAAGUGCUCCUGAUCUGGGAGAGGAAAUUGCAGCAUGGGCAGCUACCAACAAAUGCAAGCGAUCUGGACUAAAUGAACUACUAGAUAUUCUAAGGCGCCAAGGACAUCGCCUCCCCAAGGAUGCCAGAACCCUGCUGAAAACCCCUAAAAGAGUGGAAGUAGUUGAUCUGUGUGGUGGACAAUAUGCCUACUUUGGUAUUGCAUCAGGAGUACUGAAGGUUUUAUCCCAGAAUCCUGUUUUCCAUGAAGACCGAAUAGAUAUGUGCUUUAACAUUGAUGGCAUUCCAUUAUUUAAAUCAUCAAGUCUGCAAAUGUGGCCAAUCCUGUGCAGUUUCCAUGAUUUUGCACCCUUCAUUGUGGCACUCUAUUGUGGAAAAGCAAAACCGAGCCCAGUUAAAGAUUACCUCUCUGAUUUUCUACAGGAGUUGCAGCAACUUAUGCAAGAUGGCAUAGUCCAUGGAGAGAAAGCACUGCAAGUGACUGUAAAAUCCUUUGUUUGUGAUGCACCAGCUCGAUCAUUCCUGAAAUGCAUAAAGAAUCACAAUAGCUACUUCGCAUGUGAGCGCUGCACAGUUAAAGGCACCUAUGUGGGACGAGUUGUUCUUGGUGCUACAUCGCCUGGUGUUGUUGCAAGGUCUGAAGCAGAUUUCAGUAGACUUGCCUACAAAGACCAUCAAAUUGAGAAAUCCCCACUGACACUAGCUGGAAUUCCAUGUGUUCGGCCAUUUGCAUUGGACUACAUGCACUUGGUGUGUUUGGGUGUAGUUAGGAGAAUGCUUCACUACAUGCAGAGAGGACCCCACACAUGCAGACUGUCAUUUCAGCAAAGGAGUGACAUUUCAGAUAAACUAAAGGCAUUGAAUGGAGAACUACCUAGUGAGUUUGCACGGCAACCUAGGACUUUACUGGAAUUGGACAGAUGGAAGGCUACAGAACUUAGACAGUUUCUCCUUUAUACUGGACCAGUGGUUCUAAGAAAAGUGGUUUCACAUGCUGUAUACAAACACUUUCUUUCCUUGAUGGUUGCGGUGUCCGUCCUUUUGAAUUCGGAUGAUGCAGACCGUAAGGAACACUUAGACUAUGCUCGAGAGCUACUCAUGUACUAUGUGAAGAAGUGUGAGGCUAUAUAUGGAAACACCUUCGCUGUAUACAAUGUUCAUUCACUAAUUCACUUACCAGAUGAUGUGGAACACUUCAACUGUUCACUGAAUGGGAUUUCAUGCUUUCCAUUUGAGAACUACCUGCAGACUCUAAAGAAAAUGGUCAGACAAUCUCGCAAUCCUAUAGCCCAAGUUGCCAAGCGUCUAGCAGAAAUUGAAAAUUCUACAAAAUCUAGGCCUUUUACCAAAGAGAGCUUUACUCGCAUAUCCACAAGGCCAAGAGAUUGUUGUUUCAUCCUUCAGAACAAGGACUAUGUCUUUGUGAAGGAAAUGCAUGAAGAUGGCACCUUGGUUUGCGAUGUGCUACACCAAUGCAACACAGAGAGUUUCUUCACUGAUCCUUGUGAUUCUAAACUGCUCCACAUCAUCCGUGUUAGAGAUAUCAGCAGAACUAGACGUCGACUGAUCAGCAAACAGCAGUUGAUUCGUAAAGUUGUCUGUCUGCCAGCCAACCCUGGUGAAGCUGACACAGGAUUCAUUUUGUUCCCCAUGUUGCAUGAAAUAGAACGUAACUGA